CGGGAAAGGUUUGGUUGGCUGCAUGGUGACAAGUGGCUUCCCUUGUGUAGUGUGUCAGUUUAGUUCCCAUUGGUGCAGACUGCAUAACCUGUUUCAAGCUUGCUGUGUCUUACAUUUCAAUAUAAAGGAUAAAUGAUGGCCUCAUCGAGAAUGUCACAAAACAACAUUGAUCUACUUCUAAUUGGGAAAACUGGAAACGGUAAAAGUGCAACAGGAAACACGAUACUGCGACGUAAAGUGUUCAGAUCGGUCCCAAGCUCGAGUUCUGUUACAAAACACAUUCAAAUUGAUUAUUCCAACUUUAACGGUCGUGUCAUCAAGGUGGUAGACGGGCCUGGUGUUGGGGACACUGACCUCAGCCAAGAAAACGGCGUCAAGCUUGUUCUGGACACCAUGAAAUUUGCUAUCGCGGCCAACCCAGAGGGCUACCACGCUUUUCUGCUGGUUGUCCGGUUUGGGGGUAGGUUCACAGAGGAGGACAUGCAGACCAUCCGUGUACUGAAGGCUUGCUUUGGUGAAGACUUUGUGUCCAAGUUUUGUAUCCUGGUGGUGACGUGUGGAGACCUUUUCGAUCCUGAAGAAACAGAAACAAAUUCUUUUGACGAGUGGUGGCGCCUGCAGACUGGGGUGUUCAGAGAACUGGUCAAGGAAUGUGGACACAGGGUUGUCCUGUUUGAUAACAAGACAAAAGAUGAAAACAAGUUGAAUUACCAGCAGAGUAUCCUUAUCCAAAUGGUUGAUGAGUUAAGAACCCUUGGUACACGGUAUUCAGACCAGCACUUUAGAAUGGCUAAAGACACCCGAAAUCGCCUUCUUGUAGAGUCUAAGCUACCCAUGAUCCGUGAAGACAGUAUGAGAGAGACGAGCCUCAUCAUCCAACAGCUGGCAAAGAUCCAGCUUGACGAGCCAGAGAAACAGCUGGCAGACCUGCAUGAGCUGAAGAAACGCGCUGAUGUCUUGCUCAAAUCUAUCCAGGAAAACGACAAAGGAACCGGUGCUCUAAGCGCUUUGAUUCAAAAUGCCAGACACAUUGUGAGCUGUGUGGAGGACCAAAUCACCAACACCAAGACCGCCGUAGAACUCAACGAGAAACGGAAACAGCAAGCGGCAGAGAUGGAGAGGAUGAAAAUUGAAAGGGAACAGCGACAAAGGGAACUUGACGAGGAACAUCGCCUAGAACUGGAGCAUAAAAUCAAACAGAUGGAAAUGGAACAGCAGGAGUACAGGUGUAGGAUGGAAUCGAUGGUGACCGGCCUAAAGUCAGAGUCCCAGAAACUGGAGCAGGAGUACACAGAGGUCAGGAACAACCAGACGUGGGAGAUGGUCAAAAGUGUUGGUGCUGCAAUCAGCAAUCUCUUUGUAGAGCACCUGAUGCCAAUUGUAGUAGAUGGAUUAAAGUCUCUUUUUCGUCGUUCUGAUGCCAAAAGCAAUUAGGACAGACAAUUAUAAGAACAAUGCUAUUACGUAAUGAAGAUUAUAUACAAAGCGGACUUUAAAAUAUACUGAAUUCAUUUUACAGAAGUUAACCUACCACUCAAUUUUUGCACCUAGUUAACAUUAUUUUAUUCUCUAAAUUAAAUUCUUGUAAUACAUAAGUUAAUGAAUAUAUCAAUAUAUAGCAAACAAAUAACUGGGCUUAACUAAAUUAUUAAAAAUUUGUUUGGGAAUUACG
Messenger RNA from Physella acuta, 1672 nucleotides. RefSeq lists its product as uncharacterized. Lineage: Eukaryota; Metazoa; Mollusca; Gastropoda; Physidae. Gene Ontology annotation, molecular function: GTP binding. The record is from RefSeq and is a predicted model, not a curated record.